CUGUGAAAGUAUGAAGAUUCUCAGAGUGCUUGAUCUGGAGGAUGGAUUGCACAUAAAAGAUGAUACUGUCAAGAAGAUGGUGAUUGGUGAAACUCCUGCCUCGCCUCAGGUUCCCUUCCCUACGAGGACACAGUGAGAAUGAGAGAUCCGCCAACUGCCAAGUUCAGUUGGUGAUCUGAGCCAGCUGCAGACUCUUGAUGUCAGUGGCAGCUCCAUUGUCAACCUGCCUGCAAACAUCACCAAUUUGCACAGCCUGCAUAUGUAUGUGCUGGCACCACCAAUGUCCCAUCCGAUGUUUCGUCCAGCUGCUGGUUCCGUGGAUGUCAACGCAUGGUCGGUGUUGAGGUGCCUAGAGGAAUUGGGAAAUUCACAGCGUUGCACACGCUUGGUGUUGUCAAUGUUGCGGCUUCAGGCUCAAACACCGUCGUGAAAGAGCUCAAGAAGCUCACCCAAUUGUGCAAGCUCCGAGUGUCUGGCACUAAAAGGGGUGACAGUGGCAAGUUUUUCUCUGCAAUCAAGGGUCAUGUCCAUCUGCAAUCCUUGUCAGUGCGGUUUGACAAGGACAACAACAAAGGAAGUUGCUUGGAUGACAUGAUCUCCCUGCCUUGCAAGAACCUGAAACUGUACGGGCUUGAAGACAAGCUGCCAGAAUGGGGUCUUAGAAAACUCACAAAGUUGGAUUUGGAGAUGGCCACUUUGAAGGAAGAUGACAUAAGAUUCCUUGGGGAGCUAGCCCAAUUAUGUAUUCUUCGUUCAAGCAGCUUCAAGAUGGUGUGCUCUGUUUUCGUGUGGGUGACGGCACACGGGCUAAAUUCUGGAUGGACAAUUGGUUGCCUGGAGGGAGAGCUGUGCUCGAUGUAGCUCCUGCGCUCGCCUCUUUCGUCAGCAAAUCCAACAUAUCGGUGGCUGCUGCUCUCUCUGGCCGCAGAUGGGUCAUAGACAUAACCGGCGGAGUCUCUUCUCUUGCCAUUGCUGAUUACCUAAGCCUCUGGGAUAUGGUUUCAGCAAUUAAUUUGACACCGGGACAACCUGAUGAAGCUGCACGAAGGAUGGCAACUUCUCAGUCAGCUCGGCAUAUCGCCUUUUCUUUGCUGCCAGCACCAAAUUCGCUUGCGCCAAGCCAAUUUGGAAAUCGAAGGCCCCUAUGAAAUGCAAAUUCUUCAUGUGGCUCGCAGUUCAUUGCCGCUGCCUCACAGCAGACAAUUUAGCCCGCAAAAGAUGGCCACAUUGUAGAACUUGCCAGCUCUGCAAUUCAGAAAAUGAAAGCUGCACCCACAUCUUUGUUCACUGCCGCUUCAGCCAUCAGAUUUGGUACAGACUGCGGGUCUGGUCCCAGGCCUCCUUCUCUCUACCGGGCUGCCAUUUUAGUAGCACUGAGGACUGGUGGUUGACAGCACGAAAACGUGCUCCCAAGGUCCUUCACACUGAUUUCGACACCUUCUUCAUUCUGGUUCACUGGAGGAUAUGGAAGGAAAGAAACGCCCGGACCUUUCAGAAUGAGGCCAGCUCUGUCGACAGAGUCUUCGAGUUGAUCACGGAGGACCUCCAAUCUUGGAGGGCUGCUGGUUGUGUAACCACGAUCUGAGUUUGUUAGCUCUGCCGCUGUUGCUUUGUUAUUGUUGUUGUUGCUUUGCUCGUUGUGUGAAGGUCUCGAUGAAUAGUAGCUGUUGUAGCUGUUGCUCUCGGUGGCCGGGAUGAGAUCGAUAAUCUCUCCCUGUUGUAUUUCCAGUUACUGUAA
This is a messenger RNA of Brachypodium distachyon (stiff brome), 1738 nucleotides long. RefSeq lists its product as uncharacterized. The record is from RefSeq and is a predicted model, not a curated record. Bases 331 to 861 code for a protein of 176 amino acids. The transcript has a single exon. Lineage: Eukaryota; Viridiplantae; Streptophyta; Magnoliopsida; Poales; Poaceae.